UACUGACACCAAUGAGAGGGACAGGUCAGCUGCAGGAGAGCUUCAGUUGUCCUCUUACAGCUUUACAACAGCUAUCAUGCAGCUGAUACAUCUGGAAGCUGCAGUUAUACUUGGGAUUGUUAUUCCCCAGAUAUUCAGCAUCAGUGUGUCGUCUCCACUUUCUGACUGUUUGGCUUCUGUGGAUACCUGCAUGUCAAAUUUAUGCAAGCGUGAACCGGCAUUUUACGUCGGCAUCUGUGGAGAUGACGGGUGCCAAAUAAAAGGCUCAGACAUGUGUAACAUGACCAUCCAGACCAUACUGAACCAAUUUCCCACUCUGCAAGGGUGUGUGUGUGCCUGGGAGGAGGAGCUUUGUGACUCCAUAAAAGCGUUGGCCACACAAUGCCACCAAAAGCCAGCAGCUCAGCAGAAGAGGAGCACAGUGACGGACUGGCAGUCAAGCAGUUUAAAAGACUAUGUUUAUGAUGGUGCUGGAUCCUGCUUGGACCAAAUGACAGUUUGUCUCAAUGAUGCAGUUUGCAACAGGUACCUGGCACCUGUUCUUCAGGAAUGUACGGCAAACUGCAACCUUGAUCGCUGUCAGGAAGCAACUCAGCAGUUUUAUGGUAGCAUGCCACACAACGUCGCAGAGAUGCUGGUCAUGUGUGAGUGUGAGGCUUCAGACGAGGACUGUCUAGAUAUGAAAAAUCUUCUGCAUGGUGGCACAUGUGGAGAUGAGCCUCGGAUCUGCCAGGAUACAAUUAACCUGUGUGUUGAUGACAGUAACUGCAGAGAUCUGUUGAGAACUUUCCAAACCAAAUGCUGGAGCUCUGAAGAAGCACCAUGCCACAAUGACCUCCAAAACGAUGAAUGUUUCACCCUGAUGGAUCCAGCUCUUAUCCUUGGUGCAGAUCCUGAAUGUAAAAUGGCCUUCUUGGACACUUGGGGCACAGCACUUCACUAUCCUUGUACAUGCAAAGGAGUGAGCAAUGACAAUCUACUGAUGUGCAACAUGAUUCAUGAUGUACUUCAUAAUAGAUCACACUUCAUGAUAUCUUGGAAAAGCAGCAGUGGUCCUUCUAAGCCUCCUGAAAUCAAUGAAUCUGAACAAGGUCAUACAUGGUCAAAUGAUUAUCUACUGUAUGCUUUUACCGCUGUGCUUCUUGUUGGAGUUGUUAUAUUAAUGCCUCUGGCUGUUGUCAGUAAAAUAUGGAUGGCGAGAAGAGAUAAAACAAGAUUUCACCAUCCGCAGAAAAGCAAUUGCGUUGUUAUUCUCUGAUGUUUAUGCAUCUGUUAAAUGUAUGUCAUCGAUAGUAAUGCAUCAUUUUGUUCAAGAUUUUUAGAUGAUCACAUUUAUAAGAUGCCUUUGAGUUUGUUGAUAUAUUUUAUUCAAUGUCUUUAGUAUGCCUUUGAUAACAAAUGUUGCUAUAAGAUUAAUCACUCUGAACAGCAGUGUCUUUAAAAAAACAAACAAAAUCAAUUUGAUUGAUUGAUAACAACCUAUAUUUUUACAGUUAUAAAUGCCUGUAAAAUACUGCUGUGACAAGCUCAAGUGUCAUUUUUUAAAAAAGAUAACUGUGUUAACUCACAUGUUUUUUCUUUCUUGAAUGACAAAAGAAAACCUUUCUCUCUGCAGUAUCUUCAGAAUCGAUCAAAGGUCUUCAGUCAUUAACCUUGAUUCACAUCGACUUGAGCUAUCAAUCUCCAUAAGAAAAUUUUGAUUUGACCGACACAUUUGAGAUUGCUUUAUGUCUUCAGUUGUCUUUGUCUGAUGAUUUAUUGGUGCUCUAGGCUUCUACAGCAUCUCAUAAUAAACUUCACUUUGAACACUG
Messenger RNA from Dicentrarchus labrax (European seabass), 1811 nucleotides. It is a transcript of the gene gfral, whose product is annotated as GDNF family receptor alpha like. Gene Ontology annotation, biological process: nervous system development. Lineage: Eukaryota; Metazoa; Chordata; Actinopteri; Moronidae. Gene Ontology annotation, cellular component: signaling receptor complex; external side of plasma membrane. Bases 77 to 1258 code for a protein of 393 amino acids. Gene Ontology annotation, molecular function: signaling receptor activity. The transcript has 9 exons. The record is from RefSeq and is a predicted model, not a curated record.